UGGUGCUUAAACGCGUUGCGCGUACUUCAUUAAGCUGUAAUCAAUUAAGCUGGUGCAGCUAUCGUUUAGUAUACAUACUCAAAAAAGAAAUAAUUUUUGUAUUCUUUGAUCAUCCUGCUUAAAAUAUACUUUUACAAAGUUUUAGUGAAUUUCGAAAAUUGGAAGUUACCUAGAGGCCAUGAAGAGCAAAGGAAUUUACCAGACUUUUAUUUUGUUCCUAGCUAUAAGAAUAUUUUAUGAUUUUCCUAAAACUUAUGCAUUACGUGUUGCCAACUCGCUGCCAAAACAACUUAUAAAAGAUCAUCAAGCGGACCUUACACCAUCGGAGUCCUUCUGGCAGCAACAUGUGGCCACUUCUAGUAGUUCAGCUCCAUUUGAUUCACCAUUUUAUUCGGCAGCACAUGGUCUUGUGCAGACUCACCCUUCUAUGAACCACCCAGGCCCCGUUCCACUUAAUGGCAAUAGCAUUGGUAAUAGCUUACCCGCCGCAAGCGUAAUUGGUAGUAAGCCAUCCUUGACAGCUGGAAGCGGGUACCUUAAUUCACGCGGAAGUCUACCGACCUCUGCUCGUUAUCCAACAAACAAGAUUACAGGCACCGUGGUCGAACCCAAUCCGAAGUCACCAUUCCGUCACUUAGAUUUCUCUACUAGUGCAACUGCCGAGCUGCGACGCAAUCCUGCUUUAUCUGCUCCUGAUGAAUGUGCCCGUGCUUGCCGCGAAGGCGAGCCUCCAAGAAUUUGCUAUUAUCAUUUUACACUGGAGUACUACACAGUACUUGGCGCUGCUUGCCAGGUAUGCACUCCAAAUGCAACAAAUACGGUUUGGAGCCAUUGCCAGUGUGUCUUAGCUGACGGAGUUGAACGAGGAAUUCUGACUGCAAAUCGUAUGAUUCCUGGGCCUAGCAUUCAAGUAUGCGAAAACGAUAAGGUUGUUAUUGACGUAGAGAACCACAUGGAGGGAAUGGAAGUAACUAUUCAUUGGCAUGGGAUAUGGCAACGAGGUUCGCAGUAUUACGAUGGCGUUCCAUUCGUCACCCAGUGUCCUAUUCAGCAGGGUAAUACUUUUCGGUAUCAGUGGACAGGAAACGCCGGUACACACUUCUGGCAUGCUCAUACUGGUCUACAGAAACUAGAUGGCCUUUACGGUAGCGUCGUCGUUCGCCAGCCACCUUCACGGGACCCUAACUCUCAUUUAUAUGACUUUGACUUAACAACCCACAUAAUGCUUAUCAGUGACUGGUUGCAUGAAGAUGCUGCAGAGCGGUAUCCCGGACGUCUAGCAGUAAACACAGGCCAGGACCCGGAAUCCAUGUUGAUCAACGGCAAGGGCCAGUUUCGUGACCCAAACACUGGCUUUAUGACUAACACACCAUUGGAAAUAUUUACAAUUACACCAGGCCGUCGUUACCGCUUCCGAAUGAUAAACGCAUUUGCUUCAGUCUGUCCAGCACAAGUAACGAUAGAGGGCCACGGCAUGACGGUUAUCGCAACCGAUGGUGAGCCUGUGCAUGCUGUUGAUGUCAACACAAUCAUUUCAUUCUCAGGUGAGCGUUACGAUUUCGUAAUAUCUGCGGAUCAACCUGUUGGAGCUUAUUGGAUACAGCUACGUGGACUUGGGGAGUGUGGUAUUCGUCGCGCACAGCAACUGGCUAUUCUGCGGUACGCCCGUGGACCUUAUCAACCGGUCUCUUCGCCGCCAACAUACGACGUUGGAAUUCCGCAAGGUGUGGUCAUGAAUCCUUUGGACGCCCAAUGCAACCGACAACGAAACGAUGCCAUAUGCGUAAGCCAACUUAAAAACGCUCUUGAGAUUGAUCGUGGAAUAUUGGCAGAGAAGCCAGACGUAAAGAUUUUUCUACCGUUUCGCUUUUUCGUGUACCGAGCUGAAGAUCUUUUCCAGCCGAACACGUAUAACAGAUUUUUGGUGGCACCCACCGGAGACCAUGUAAUAUCACUGAUCGAUGAGAUUUCAUACCUAUCGGCACCAGCGCCACUGACUUCUCAGUAUAAUGAUAUAAACCCAGAACAAUUUUGUAACGGAGACAAUCGUCCUGCGGAUUGUGGACCAAACUGCAUGUGCACGCACAAGAUUGAUAUUCCACUCAACGCAAUUGUGGAAGUAGUUUUAGUAGAUGAAGUUCAACAGCCCAACUUGUCGCAUCCAUUCCAUUUGCAUGGAUACGGGUUUAGUGUCAUUGGAAUUGGUCGAUCCCCGGACUCGACAGUGAAGAAGAUAAAUUUAAAGCACGCAUUGGACCUAGACCGCCGCGGACUUUUACAUCGACAGUAUAAUUUGCCACCGACAAAGGAUACAAUUGCCGUACCGAACAACGGCUAUGUUGUGCUACGUUUUAGAGCCGACAACCCUGGCUUUUGGCUCUUCCACUGUCAUUUUCUAUUCCACAUUGUUAUUGGAAUGAAUUUGAUUUUACAGGUAGGCAGUAACGUUGAUCUGCCACCCGUGCCUCCAGGUUUCCCAACAUGCGGCGACCACACUCCACCCAUUCCAAUAAACUAAGAUUAAAUCGUGACGAAACACCCUUAAUCAAAUCCAAGUGGCAAAGCAUUUUAAACGAGCAACACAAUUUCUUAGGAGCUAGAAAAGACCUACAUACUGAUUGAACAAUUUGUAAAAAGCUUACCCUAUCACACUAUGUUUAACAAAAUGUAAAUACUUUUAUUAAAAUAUCACAUAGCAUAGUUUUCCUUUUCAGUAAUGAAAAUAUUGUCAAUGUCCAGCUGUUAUGAUUGACAUAUUAUUUCAAGGAAUAUUAACCCUUUCCUUCACUUUUUACCCAGCAGCUUAUCGUCAAAUGUAUAUAGAUAAUAAUAUGUGCGUAUUUGUAGGUACUAAAAUUGCAAUACAAUUAUUUAAUUUAUGAAAAACGUUUCUUUACAACUGAUAUGUUUGAAAUGACUGCAAGUAACCGAGCACUUCCUUUUCUAUUCUGCAAAUGAAUUGUAAAACAUUUUCAACUAUAUAGUAGCAUACCCACUGUUUACAUAUCUUCAUAUGCAAAUAUUUUGUUGUGUUCAAAGUAACAGCAGUAUAAUUAAUAAUUCAAUAUGUUAUUCAUAGUUGAAUGUUUGAAAUGAAUAAAUAUGUUUAUAUUUUCAUGUAAAAAAUUAACUUAACUGAAAAAAAAAAACAAAAAUGUUGGUAUCACUUAAAAAAAUAUAUAUUAGCAGUUCUAAAAAACAUAUAAAAGAAUAACAAACCAGCAGUAUAAUUAAUUAUCUUAUUCUCAUGUUGUUAUGUCAUUCCUUAUAAAAGUAAGUUUACUGAAAAAAUACAACAAUUUUGGUAUCAGUUUA
This is a messenger RNA of Drosophila subpulchrella, 3315 nucleotides long. It is a transcript of the gene stw, whose product is annotated as laccase-5. NCBI's taxonomy places the organism in Eukaryota, Metazoa, Arthropoda, Insecta, Diptera, Drosophilidae. Gene Ontology annotation, cellular component: plasma membrane. The record is from RefSeq and is a predicted model, not a curated record. The transcript has 8 exons. Gene Ontology annotation, molecular function: oxidoreductase activity; copper ion binding. The coding region runs from base 179 to 2518 and encodes 779 amino acids. Gene Ontology annotation, biological process: iron ion transport.